AUGGAGAAAGGCUGCUUAGCAGCAGCGCCACCAGCUGCGGCUACUCUGGAUGGCCCAGCAGCAGCAGCAGCGGCAGCAGCAGCAGCAACAGCAGUAGGAGCUGUGGCUGCAGCAGGAGCAGCAACAACAGCAGCAGCAGCAACAGCAGCAGCAGCAGCAGCAGCAGCAGCAGAAAGUGCGGGUUUUGUCCCUCUCUGUGCUGCUCUUCCUCGCCUGCGGCUCUUCGGUUCGCGGGCGCAUGCAGCAGCCAGGGCAGCAGCAGCAGCACGCGCAGCCGCAGCAGCAGCAAGAGCAGCAAAAGCAGCAGCAGCAGCAGCAGCAUUUGCUGCUGGCUUUUGGCUGCCGCAGCAAAACACCCUUUGCCUCUUCUAUUACAGCGGCCGCUGCUGGACAAGGCUCGGCACUCAGUUCUGCCUGCGCCCACCUAGCAGCAGCAGCAGCAGCAGCAGCAGCAGCAGCAGCAGCAGCAGCAGCAGCAGCGACUGCAGCAGCUGCAUAGGUGGCAGCCUGAAAGGCAGCAGUAGCAGCAGCAGCAGUGCUGAGGAGGAACAAAAGCUCCAGACGGAAGAGGACGCAGCAGCAGGAGCUGCAGCAGCUGCGUCGGGAAAAGCUGCUGCAGUAGCAGCAGCAGCAGCAGCUCCAGCUGCAGAUUCUGCUGCUGCUGCUGCUGCUGCUGCUGCAGCUGGCAUUAACGUGCUGCUGCUGAACCUGUGGGAAAUACCUGCUGCAGUAGAGGCGUGUUCGCUGCUGCUGUUUGAUCUGGGCACUGGCCGCCCACUCAACCCGCUGCUGCUGCUGAAGCAGCAGCAGCAGCAGCAGCAGCAGCAGCAGCAGCAGCGGCAGCAGCAGCAAACGGGGUGUAGGCACCCCUGUGAGUCCCCCUGCAGCGCCGUGCCCCUCCG
Messenger RNA from Eimeria necatrix, 902 nucleotides. RefSeq lists its product as hypothetical. The transcript has a single exon. Lineage: Eukaryota; Apicomplexa; Conoidasida; Eucoccidiorida; Eimeriidae. The record is from RefSeq and is a predicted model, not a curated record. The annotation marks the transcript as partial.